AUGGCAAGUCAAGAAACAGUGUCUGAGGCAUCCGUAUGCUCCAACUCAAAACUAGAGGCACUCAACAACUUUCUAAUGUUUUCUGGGGCAAGUCCUGUUAAAGAGCAUAAAGAGCAGAUAACAUCAGCAAGCUACAGAACACAACAGCGGUAUAUUGCGAAGGCAAAAGAAUGUAUUGAACAUCUCUUUUCAACAAUCUGCCCAGGGGAUGAAGGUUUUUUAAGAUCAGCUGUAUUUGGUGUGAACAGUGUGCAAGAAGACAUAACAAGGUCAACAACCCUUGACACACUGGUAGAUAUAUACAAUAGUGCUGAGUCAUGGACACUUCAACGACAAAUUUUGUCGAUAAUUAUUCAGCAGCACAGCUUUGAUAGUAUUCAAAAGCUUAUACCUGAUGUGACCAGAUAUAAAUAUGACAAAGCUAGGGAACAUAGUGAAGCUUUUGGAGUUGGUGAGCCUGUUAGACCAUUUAAACAGAGCAGAGAGAAGUUUGAUGCUGACCAGUUAGACCACUUUAUAGAUUUUAUCACAAAUGGCCAUGUUAUAAAAGACCAACCACUUGGUGAGAAGACACUGAAAUUAACAACAGGUGAAAUUAUAAAGAUUCCAAGUGUCAUCAGAAGCCUUACUCCAACAAGUGUUAUCCAACAAUACAUUGCCUUGUGCAAGGAAGAAAAUGUUAAACCCUUAGGAACAAGUACCAUGUAUAAACUCUUAGAUGAUUGUUCUGCCAUGCUAAGGAGAAGCGUAGAAGGGCUGGACAAUUUUGUAAUGGACGGAUGUAGAGCAUUUCAGGAACUGGAAAGCACGCUAGAUUGUUCCCAGUUACCGCAAUCAGCACUGAUUCAUCUGAGAGAAGGGUUGCGGCAUGCAAAAAGAUAUCUUAAGUCGGAGUUUAAGAUGCAUGUGGAAAAGGAAAGCUCUGUUCCAGACCACUGUAUCUCAUAUGCUCUCAGUAUUACUGGAGAUGAAUGCUUUGGAGAAGUAUGUCUUCAUGAUGAGCAUAACCAUAACAGUAUUUGUAUAGACUGUGAAAAGAUGGACAAUACUCUCAAUCAGAUGAAGACAUUUGCAGAGUCCCAAACAUGGAGAAAUGAAGAUGCCACAAUGUAUAUGGUUGAAGAAGCAAUCAUUGCCAUAAGGAAGUGGAAAGCACAUAUAUUAAGAUCAAAAAACCAGGAGAGAGCUCGAAAAUUCAUCACAGAUCAAAUGACAGAUGAGGAUGUUUUAGUGACAUGUGAUUGGGCAAUGAAAUUUUUACCCAAAAAAUACAGAGAAGGCCAAAUUGAUUGGUUUGCCAAGCGUGGAAUAAACUGGCACAUUUCAGUAUCCCUGUUAAAGAAAGCAUCCAGUUUUUCAACUGUAACACAUGUACAUCUGUUUGAAUCUCCAACUCAGCAGGAUGCUUCAGUCACCACCAACAUUUUAAUAGAUGUUGCGAAAGAUCUGAUGAAAUGUAAACCAACUCUAAAGAAUAUCCACUUUGUAUCGGACAAUGCUGGCUGUUAUAAGAGUUCAUCAACCCUGGUAAUGUUACAUAAGGAGUUACCAGAGAAUGUUAAGUCCUACAACUUUUCAGAAGCACAAAACGGAAAAGGCCCAUGUGAUAGACGUGCAGCUCACAUAAAAGGGGUAAUCAGGAGGUAUAUCAAUGAGGGUCAUGAUGUGACAACAGCUACACAAAUGAAACUGGCUAUUGAUAGAGAGGAGAAAGAAGAGUUGAAAGUGAAAGUAGUUUCAACUGUAAAUUUAGUAGAUUUGAAACCAAAUAAAGUCUCCAUCCCAGCCAUUUCAACAUUGUACAAUUUCUGCUACAACAGUGAAGGUCUCAAUGUUUGGAAGGCAUUUUCUGUUGGAAAAGGAAAAAUGCUUCCUUGGAGUGCAUUAGGUCUUCCAACAAAAUCCACUGAGUUGAAAACCAUUUUGGACUGGAAAGAAGACGGCAUAUGUGAAAGGAACUUGAUCAUUGAAAAUUCCAUGGAGGAGACUAAAGAGGAAUCGGCAAAGAGGAUAUUCCAAUGUCCAAAGGAAAACUGUUAUAAAUCAUUUUCAACUCCACAAGCUGUUGAUUCUCAUAUCCUUUUAGGAGACUGUUCAGGAGUGUACAUCAAAAGAAACCUGUAUGACUCGGCAAAAGUUUUGUAUGCUGGGAAGUUACAAAAUCUGUUUCCUUCUAAAGAAGUUUCUAUGCCAGCGGAAACAAAUCCUGAGGAAAAUGCUAAUUUAAAACUAAAAGAAGGAUGGGCAAUGAAAGAAAGUAAAAAGAAAAGUUUGUUUAAUGAAAGACAGAAGGAAUUUAUAAAAGAAAAAUUUGCCAUAGGAAAGGUUACAGGAAAUAAGGUUGAUCCAUUCUUGGCAGCUAAGGAAAUGAGGGAGAUGGGAUCGUUUACAAGAGAAGAAUUCUUAACAGGUCAGCAGAUUGCUUCUUACUUCUGUCGUCUCCAUGCUGCAGACAGGAAUAUUUCUUCAGAAGAUUAUGCAUCAGCUAAAGCUGAACAAGAAGACGAGGACAUGCGCUCCUCAGUGAAGAAAAUUUUAUUUAAGGAGUAG
Saccostrea echinata is the source of this 2550-nucleotide messenger RNA. RefSeq lists its product as uncharacterized. NCBI's taxonomy places the organism in Eukaryota, Metazoa, Mollusca, Bivalvia, Ostreida, Ostreidae. The record is from RefSeq and is a predicted model, not a curated record. The transcript is spliced from 10 exons. The coding region runs from base 1 to 2550 and encodes 849 amino acids.